This is a messenger RNA of Dictyostelium discoideum AX4, 3264 nucleotides long. RefSeq lists its product as hypothetical. The transcript has 3 exons. The coding region runs from base 1 to 3264 and encodes 1087 amino acids. The record is from RefSeq and is a predicted model, not a curated record. Gene Ontology annotation, biological process: mannose metabolic process; carbohydrate metabolic process. Lineage: Eukaryota; Evosea; Eumycetozoa; Dictyosteliales; Dictyosteliaceae. Gene Ontology annotation, molecular function: carbohydrate binding; alpha-mannosidase activity.
AUGACAUCUGGUAAUGUAAUGUUAAAACAUCAAGAUGUUACAAUUGAAAGAAUUGAAAAAUUUCUUAGUGAUACCUAUUUCGUAAGAGAAAACCUUUAUGGAAAAUUAAUUUCUUUAAAAUCAUCAGAAGCUGUAAAAGUUAAAGUAUCUCCAAAAGUUGAAGGAAUUUCUUAUAAAGAUGCAAUUCAACUUGAAUAUAAAGAUACAAAGAUUGGAGAAUCAUUUGGACCAUCAUGGACAAAUUAUUGGUUUAAAGUUACAAUUGACGUACCAACUGAUUGGAAAGAUAAAACUAUUCAUUUCAUUUGGAAUUCAUCUUGUGAAGGUUUAAUUUGGAUGAAUGGUAUUGCAAUUCAAGGUUUAAUUGGUGGAACAUGGCAAGAUUUAAGAGAAGAAUAUAAAUUAAUUGAAAAUUCAAAAGGUGGAGAACAUUUUGAAUUUUAUAUUGAAAUUUCAUGUAAUGGUAUGUUUGGAGUUGGUAAGGAUGGAUUAAUUAAUCCAUGUGAUCCAGAUAGAACAUUUGAAUUGACUAAAGCAGAGAUUAGAGUAAAGAAUAAAGAAGCCAAUGAAUUGUAUAUGUAUCUUCAAAUGUUAUAUGAUGUUGGUAAGAAUUUCCCAAAGGAAUCAUUAAGAAAGAAACAAGCAAUUUGGGUGGCCAAUGAUAUCAUUAACCAAUGUAAUGUAAAUGAUUCAAGAACAUUUUCAAAAUGUAUUGAAUUGGCAAAGAAAGAGUUUUUUUCACAACAUAAUUCAGAAUCACAAACUAGAGUAUGGGCAGUUGGACAUUGCCAUAUUGAUUUAUGCUGGUUAUGGAGUUUUGAAAAGACCAAAGAGAAAUGUGCAAGAUCAUUCUCCACACAAAUCCUCUACAUGGAUUACUACCCACAAUUUAAAUUCACCCAAUCUCAAGCACAAGCUUACCAAUGGACCAAAGAGAACUAUCCAGAACUUUAUGAAAGAAUCAAAGAGAAAGUAGUCACUGGCCAAUUCAUCCCCACCGGUGGUACAUGGGUCGAAAUGGAUGGUAAUCUCCCAUCUGGUGAAUCAUUCAUCCGUCAGUUCCUAUACGGCCAAAGAUUCUUUGAAAAGGAAUUUGGUAAAAAAUGCACAGAAUUCUUUUUACCAGAUACAUUUGGUUACUCUGCUCAAUUGCCACAAGUUAUUCGUCAUAUGGGUAUUGAAAAUUUUAUCACUCAAAAAUUGUCUUGGAAUAAUUUAAAUAAAUUCCCACAUAGUACAUUCAUUUGGGAAGGAAUUGACGGAUCAAGUGUGUUAACUCAUUUCCCACCUGCUGAUACUUAUAAUUCACAAGCCGAUGUAAAGGAAAUUGUAAUGUCAAGUAGCAACAAUAAGGAUAUCGACCGUUGCAAUGAAUCAAUGUUACUCUAUGGCAAUGGUGACGGUGGUGGUGGUCCAACCAUUCCAAUGAUUGAACGUUUAACCAUACUAAAAGAUACUGCUGGUAUACCAAAAAUUGAAUUUUCAACACCAGCUCAAUUCUUCAAACAAUUGGAACCACAUCGUUCAAAAUUAAAUAAAUGGGUUGGUGAACUUUAUUUUGAAUUACACCGUGGUACCUAUACAUCACAAGCCACUACAAAAAGAGGUAAUAGAUUAUGUGAAAUUGAAUUGCAUGCCACUGAAAUGUUAACUUCCUAUUGUGAAUUAUUCGUAGAAGGUUUUAAAUCACCAAAUCUCUCAAAACUUUGGCAACAAGUUUUACUUUGUCAAUUCCAUGAUGCAUUACCAGGUUCAUCAAUUCAAGUUUGCUAUGAAGAUAUCUUAAAAAUUCAUCAACAAGUUUUAGUUGAAUGUAAAAAUAUUAUCACACAAUCUAUGAAUCAUAUAACUGGUACUCUAUUGAAAAUCGAUAAUUUACCAACUACUUCCACUACCACCAGCACCACCACCACCUCUACUACUGAAUGUACAAAAAAUUCUGAAUUUGUAUUAGCAUUCAAUGCAAAUGAUUUUGAAAUUAGUAGAGUAAUUGAAAUUCCAAAAUCAAAUAAAGAUAUUCAAGCUCAAUAUAUCAAUGCAAUUCAAACAUCUUAUAAUGGUUUACCAUUGGGUACUGUAAGUUUACCACCAAAUGGUUUCUCUGCAAUUAAUAUCUCAACAAGUGGUGAUAAUAGAACUAUCAAUAGAAAACCAGGUUAUCCUUGUACUGCAAUUGAAAAGAAUGAUGCUAGUGGUGAUAUUUUAAUUGAUAAUCAAUUCAUUUCAAUUGUUAUUGGUUCCAAUGGUAGAAUUAAAAGUUUAAUUGAAAAAUCAGCAAAUAGAGAAGUGAUUAAACAAGAUGGUUCAUUGGGUAAUAGAUUAAUAAUUUUCGAUGAUACUUGUCUAUUUUGGGAUGCUUGGGAUCAAGAGAUUUUCUCAUUGGAGAAACCAUUGUCAAUAUUGGAGGGAACUUGUAAAAUCAUUGAAAAUGGUCCACUUCGUUGUGUGGUUCAAGUUCACUAUGAUUCAAAAGGAUUGCCAAGUGGUAAUGGCUCAGUUAACCAAACCAUCAUCGUUCAUUUCAAUAGUGCUCGUGUUGAUUUCGAAACCAAUGUCAAUUGGAAUGAAGCUCAUAAACUAUUGAGAGUCGAUUUCGAUACCAAUAUUAGAGCAAAGAAUGCAAAUUAUGAAAUUCAAUUUGGUCAUAUCGAACGUCCAACUCAUUAUAACACAAGUUGGGAUUUCGCAAGAUUUGAAGUUGUCGGACAUAAAUGGGCCGAUCUUAGUGAAUAUGAUUUUGGUAUGGCAUUAUUGAACGAUUGUAAAUAUGGUUACUCAACAUUAGGUGGUCGUAUUGGUUUAUCAUUACUAAGAUCACCAAAAUCACCCGAUGAUACUUGUGAUAUGGGUUCUCAUAAAUUCACCUACUCAAUUUAUCCACAUCGUGGUUCACUUCAAUCUGCCUCCGUCAUUAAAGAAGGCUAUUCAUUAAAUAAUAACUUUUAUAUCAGUGAAACACCAUUCUCUUUAGCUUCUACAACUCAUAUCGAUAAAACUUUUAUCUCAACAAAUAAAGAAGCCAUCAUUGUUGAUACAAUUAAAAAAGCUGAAGAUGGCACCUCUUUUGUUGUGCGUGUUUAUGAAUCUUUUGGUGGUGCCACUACUUUUAACUUUACAUCUUCAAUCCUUCCAAUUCCAUUCAAAUCAAUCAUUGAAUGUAAUGGUCUUGAAGAAGUUAAUCAAUCUUCAAAAUCUUAUAAAUUUAAUGAUACAAUUAAAAUUAAUCCAUUUGAAAUCAAAACUUUUAGAUUUAUUUCAAAUUAA